Histoplasma capsulatum G186AR is the source of this 570-nucleotide messenger RNA. RefSeq lists its product as uncharacterized. Bases 1 to 570 code for a protein of 189 amino acids. The transcript is spliced from 3 exons. NCBI's taxonomy places the organism in Eukaryota, Fungi, Ascomycota, Eurotiomycetes, Onygenales, Ajellomycetaceae. The record is from RefSeq and is a predicted model, not a curated record.
AUGUUGCGGGAGGAAGAGACGGAGCUUCUGAGUCCAAGAGAGCAGUAUACGCCGUUUCCUGGACGGCUCAUGCGUGAAAGUCUUGAGUCCAUGGUGGUAGCACCAAAUGGUUUCAUAGCAUGGAAGCUCCGCCUUUCGCCAACUGUUUGGAAACGCCUGGGAAGCUUGAUUAUGAGGACGCUCGAUUCAGUUGCUUCCUCUAGGUUGCUUCUUCUCAGCCUUCGGCACCAUCACCAAACAUUUCCUGAGACCCUGCUGAAUUUCCAAGAUUUCUCGAGGAAGACACAAGAAUCCAAGAAUCCAAGAAUCCAAGAACCUAAGAAUCCAAGGAAUCCUCCAAAAUCUACCUUGAGCCUUCCGCUUCAGUUUCCGGAUUUGAUGCCUAAUUGGCAGUCUCGGUCCCGUGUUCACGCGAACUUGGCGCGUCUGCCAAGCGCCGGGAAAGACGUACUGACACAACGAGCAUGGAGCCAAGAACGAUGCCAUUCGUUGAAAGGUCGCUCUCCCCUCGAUGGCCAGAAUGACGAUACAGAGUCGGAUUUCGGGGCAUGGAAACAAGCCGAAAGAUAG